AUGAAAGAUCUUGGUGAGUUAAAGUUCUUUCUGGGGAUUGAGUUUGCGAGGUCUAAGGAAGGCAUAAUAAUGAAUCAGAGGAAGUAUGUCAUGAAACUAAUCUCUGAAUCUGGCCUAGGUGGAGCAAAACCUGCUAGAACCCCUCUUGAAAUGAAUCAGAAACUAACUUCGGUAGAGUAUGACAGUUGGGAUAAAACUAAUGAUGAAGAUGAGGUGUUAAAGGAUCCUAGUAGCUUCCAAAGAGUGGUAAGGUACAUCAAAGCUAAUCCUGAGCUUGGCCUUCUGAUGCCUGUUGACAACACAAAUAAACUGACAACCUAUUGUGACUCAGAUUGGGGAGAUUUCCUACAAACAAGAAGAUCAAUCACUGGCUACUUAGUCAGAUUUGGGAAUGCCGUAGUGUCAUAA
Messenger RNA from Nicotiana tabacum (common tobacco), 408 nucleotides. Lineage: Eukaryota; Viridiplantae; Streptophyta; Magnoliopsida; Solanales; Solanaceae. The record is from RefSeq and is a predicted model, not a curated record.